UCAAGCAAUGCCAAGGACGGGCGGGACUGGAGCUUAGAACUGUUGAAGGUCACAUAGCCUUCAAAAGUGUCAGCUUCUCAUAUCCAUCCAGGCCCACGCAGCUCGCGCUUGAAGUCCUCACGCUAGAUAUUCCAGCUGGUAAGCGGCUGGAAUUCCCUCAUCUUCAAUCUGCAUGAAAAACAUUGCAGGUAAGGUUACCGCUCUUGUGGGAAGAAGCGGAUCGGGAAAGUCUACAGUCAUUGCGCUCCUAGAGCGAUUUUAUCAUCCAACCGCAGGUGAAAUCACUCUGGAUGGUGUGUGCAUCAGAAGUCUUGACUUAAACUGGUGGAGGUGUCGGAUUGGACUGGUAAGCCAGGAGCCUACACUGUUAUCCUCUUCCAUCAGGCAAAACAUUCUAUAUGGAAACGAGAGAGCCAGUAUGGCAGACAUUAUUGCUGCUGCGAAGCUAGCCGAUGCACACGACUUCAUCCAAAGACUACCUAAUGGAUACGACACGCAGGUUGGUGAACUGGGAAUGCAAAUCUCAGGGGGUCAGAAACAGCGUAUUGCAAUCGCACGAGCCAUCGUGAGGAAACCACGCAUCAUGCUGCUAGACGAAGCUACGAGCGCACUCGACAACGAGUCCGAGAGAGUUGUCCAGGAAGCUCUAGACAACGCAUGCAAGGACGUCACAACAGUAACAAUCUCGCACAGGCUCAAGUCAAUCCAAAAUGCACACUACGUCGCUGUCAUGGAUGGUGGGAAGGUGCUCGAGGCAGGAAGACAGCAGGAAUUGCUUUCCAGAAGGGAUGGGAUCUACGCAGGCAUAGUAAAAAACGUGAACAGGAGCGAUACAGACCUUGGCGUGCUGUAUAACGGGUUCGAGCAUCUGACAUACGGAAAAAACAUUUCAGAAGGUACGGAGCAAGAAAAAAAAGCCGCACCUUCAAGCGUCAAAGGCACUCCUCCAGCACAAAAACAAGGGUGCUCGACUUUCCUGCAGAUACUCAGUUUGAAUAGCCCAGAGUGGAAACAUGGAUGCAUGAUAGUAGUCAGUGCGACACUGACCGGAUUCAUUACUCCAGCGAAUGGCGUACUAAAUGGAGUCACAGUUGCAGCCUUCUACAGCCAAACCUCCCAGGAGCUGAAGCACACAGUGAGAUUCGCAUGCGGAUUAUAUAUCUUGGCCUCUGUGGCACUUUUCAUCGCAAACUUCAACCUGCAUUACCGAGCUGGAGUCACUGGAGCAGCACUAACGAUGAGAAUACGACGUGCAAUGCUAGCUAAGAUAUUUCAGCAGGAGGUGGGAUGGUUUGAGAAGGAUGGAAACUCAAGCGGACAAAUCUACAACCGCCUAGGAAAUGAUGCGAAAAUCGUCGGAGAACUCUUUUGGGACCGUGGCCAGUCGCUGGUACAGGUGAUCACAACAGUUGUCUUUUGCAUGAGCUUCAGCUUUUGCCUGUCGUGGAAGCUAGCAGUUGUCGCCUCCGUCCCUCAACUUCUGAUCGCCGGUGCUUUCUACGCCAGAAGCAGGAGCCUCAUCGGACUGAUGCGUCACAUUGCUGCAGAGCACAAGAGAGUUAGUGAUCUAGCCAAUGAUGCAGCCUCACAACAGAAAACAAUCACGGCCUACUGCUUGCAAGACACGGUUUUAAAAGAAAUCAAGGCCACCUCAGCGAGAACUCUGGCUGCAUCUCAAGUUGCAGGGUUUCUCUACGGCUUCUGCUUCUUUGCACUCUACAACUUCUAUGCCCUCUGCAUCUGGUAUGGAGGAACACUACUGGUAGCAAGAAGAAUAACCUUCCAGAAUUUUGUGAUCUGCUACAGCGCUCUGGUGUCCGCCGGGCGAGCACUAGCAGAGACCGCAGCAGCAACUCCAGCAGUGGCUCAUGGCUUGACAGCAAAAGCAUCGGUCCUCGAGAUACUCAACAAGAAAACAACAGUUUCCGACGUAGAAAUGUCUGGAAACGAAGACAACAUGCGAGGCGAGGUGGAGUUUCGCGACGUCAGCUUUACGUAUCCCUCGAGCAUGGAAAUACUGGUGUUAAAGAACUUCAGCAUUAAAGUGGACGCAGGCCAGACUGCAGCAUUGGUUGGAAGGAGCGGGACGGGAAAAUCGACAGUCAUAGCUCUGCUGGAGAGAUUCUACGAACCAAUAGCAGGCACAAUUCUCCUAGACGGCAAAGACAUCAGGAGCAUCCACGUUCACACGCUCAGGAAACAAAUGGCACUGGUAAACCAGGAGCCAGCUUUGUUCGCGAUGAGCAUCAGAGACAACAUAGCGUAUGGCCUAGACAACGCGACGGACGCGGAGAUCAUCGAAGCAGCAAGCGUAGCAAACGCACACACAUUCAUCAGUGCUCUCCCGGAGGGAUACGAAACAAAUGCCGGCGAAGGAGGCGUCCUUCUCUCCGGAGGACAAAAGCAACGCAUAGCAAUCGCUCGAGCCGUGAUAAAAAAGCCAGCGAUUCUUCUCCUGGACGAAGCAACAAGCGCUCUCGACGGUGAGUCCGAGCGCACCGUCCAGCAAGCCCUGGACAAGAUCGUGCACGGCAGCACGGCAAAGACGACGAUCAUCGUCGUCGCUCACAGGCUCUCGACGAUCCAACACGCAGAUCUCAUCGCAGUGAUGGAGAAUGGCGGGGUUUCGGAACAGGGCAAGCAUCAAGAGCUCCUGGCCAAGAAUGGCCGAUAUUUCGCUCUGAUCCACUCUCAGCUCUAGCAAUCGAGGAGACGAUCGAUCCAGACGUACCUAGACAUGCUAGCGCCUUGCCGCCUUGCCGCCUUGCCGCCUUGCCGCCAUAAACCCUAAGUAGCUACAUUGUGAUAGAGAUUGAUACAUAUCAUCGUUACUCGUUAGGGAGCUAUAUACUUCUUCCAUUC
Selaginella moellendorffii is the source of this 2862-nucleotide messenger RNA. Its product is annotated as putative multidrug resistance protein. The record is from RefSeq and is a predicted model, not a curated record. The transcript is spliced from 4 exons. Lineage: Eukaryota; Viridiplantae; Streptophyta; Lycopodiopsida; Selaginellales; Selaginellaceae. Gene Ontology annotation, biological process: transmembrane transport. Gene Ontology annotation, cellular component: membrane. Gene Ontology annotation, molecular function: ABC-type transporter activity; ATP binding; ATP hydrolysis activity. The coding region runs from base 173 to 2701 and encodes 842 amino acids.